Messenger RNA from Poecilia latipinna (sailfin molly), 2144 nucleotides. RefSeq names its product TGF-beta receptor type-2-like. The record is from RefSeq and is a predicted model, not a curated record. Gene Ontology annotation, cellular component: signaling receptor complex; plasma membrane. The transcript has 10 exons. NCBI's taxonomy places the organism in Eukaryota, Metazoa, Chordata, Actinopteri, Cyprinodontiformes, Poeciliidae. Gene Ontology annotation, biological process: heart development; cell surface receptor protein serine/threonine kinase signaling pathway; cellular response to growth factor stimulus. The coding region runs from base 121 to 1902 and encodes 593 amino acids. Gene Ontology annotation, molecular function: ATP binding; transforming growth factor beta receptor activity, type II; metal ion binding.
GUGUGUGUGUGUGUAAAUAGUUAGACAGUAACUCUCCAGCUGCUGAGCAGAGCAGAGAGCAGAGCAGAGCAGGUCGGACGCACAGAAAUCGUUCCCCGAGCUUCUCUCUUGUCUACGUGAAUGAACGUUUUCAGAAGCAGUCUCAGUAACAUGCACGGACCGCAGUGCUGCUCAUCGUCACGGGGAGUUUCAUUACCAUCAUCAUUAGUAUUAUGGGCUGUUUUCUUUUUGCCGCUGCUCAAACCUGGGACAGCUGGUAUACCAGGCUUGUCCAUGUACCCCAUCAGUCAGCUGUGUAAGUUCUGUGACAGACAGAGUUCCUCCUGCAAUGGCACAGGGAGCUGCAUGUCCGACUGCGACAUUACGUCCGUCUGUUAUUCGCAUCAAGAUGUCUGUGUCGCUAUAUGGGUAGAGAAUGGGACCGGCUUCACCGUGGAGACCCUUUGCCACAACCCGUCCGUGUCGCUGUACGGCAUCAUGCUGGACGACUACAACAGCUCCAGGUGUGUGAUGAAGGAGAAGAACUCCACCAGGGGGAUGGUGCACAUCUGCUCCUGCUCAGAAGAAGAGUGUAAUGACAAACUGGUGUUCGUUUCCACAGCAAAAGAUCAAGCCCUCGUCUAUAUAAUUCUGGUGAGCCUGCUUCCCCUCAUUGUGAUGGGAGUCUUGGUUGCCGUGGUGAUCCACUGGCACUGUGUCAAUCGGCGCCGCCAGCUUGGUAGGAAGUGGGACAGCAACGUUAAAAUGUGUAAGCCAAAAGCCGGCGGGCUGGACUGCAGAGACACCUGCGCCUUCAUGGGGGAUGACGACGGCUCUGACAGCAGCUCCAUGCACGCCAACAACCUGAAUCACAACACCGAACCCCUGCCUAUAGAGCUGGAUCUGCUGGUGGGUAAGGGCCGCUUUGCUCAGGUGUACAAGGCGAAGCUGAAGCAGACCAGCUCGGCUCAGUUUGAAACCGUGGCUGUGAAGAUCUUCCCCUAUGAGGAGUACGCAUCCUGGAAGAACGAGAAGGACAUCUUUUUCAACAAGGACCUCAGACACGAGAACAUCCUCCACUUCCUGACAGCUGAGGAGAGGAAGGCAGAGAAACAGUACUGGCUCAUCACAGCUUUCCAUCCCAGUGGGAAUCUCCAGGAGUAUCUGACGCACCACGUGAUCAGCUGGGAGGAACUGCAGGCGUUGAGCAGCUCUCUGGCCCGAGGAGUCGCCCACCUUCACAGCGACCGGCUCGCAAAUGGACGGCCCAAGGUGCCCAUAGUUCACAGAGACCUGAAGAGCUCCAAUGUGCUGGUGAAGAACGACCUGACCUGCUGCAUAUGUGACUUUGGCCUGGCGCUCUGUCUGGACAGCAGCCUGUCAGUGGAUGAUCUCGCCAACAGUGGCCAGGUGGGUACGGCGCGCUACAUGGCCCCAGAGGUCCUGGAGGCCCGGCUCAAUCUGGAGAACAUCGAGUCCUUCAAGCAGACCGACAUUUACUCCAUGGCUCUGGUCCUGUGGGAAAUGACAUCAAGAUGCGAAACCAUAGGAGACGUGAAGGACUAUGAGCCAGCGUUCGGAUCCAAGGUGCGACAGCACCCCUAUGUGGAGAACAUGAAGGACAGUGACAGACCCGACAUCCCCGACAGCUGGCUCCGGCAUCAGGGCAUUUUGGCUGUCUGCACCACGAUCAAGGAAUGCUGGGACCACGACCCGGAGGCCCGUCUCACGGCCCACUGCGUGGCCACGCGCCUUGCUGAGAUCGAGGAGGAGCUGGACAAGCUGUCGAGUCGCAGCUCCUCGGCUGAGAAGAUCCGAUAUGAGGUGCACAUCCCCGUCGCCAUGGAGAUCCCAGAGGAGGAAGUGAAGAUCUCCGAAAUCCAGAACAUCAUAGCUGCGGACUGCUCUGUGAGUGACAAGUGAGGCGGGGAUCUGCAGGCUCCUUCAGGGGCCUUCCAGUUAGUCCAGGUUAACACGAUGAUGACGGUGGUGGUGAUGAAGAGCUGAGCUCUGGUGGGACAGCUGGAGUCUGAGACACCGUGUUGUGUUCAGCUUUGACUCAGCCCUGGUGAACAUUAUGGCUUUCAUGGCUUCUAGAAUGUUACAACAUGUUGAAAAGGUGCAGAUCCAAAAAAUAAAAUAAAAUAAAAUAAAAUAAAAUAAAA